Molecule: messenger RNA, 2577 nt
Organism: Vollenhovia emeryi
Lineage: Eukaryota; Metazoa; Arthropoda; Insecta; Hymenoptera; Formicidae
Exons: 2
Coding region: 1-2577 (858 amino acids)
Source: RefSeq, a predicted model, not a curated record
AUGGCGGACGAGACAAAGACGGGCAAGACGGACCGCCCGAAAACCCCGGUGUUGGACGUGCCGCAGGGAGACCGCACGUCGGGGAGGACGGCGUCUCCUGCCCGGCUUUCGACGGAGCUCGCGCUGAAGGUCCAGACGCAGAUGGGCCAGAUCGCGACGCUCAGGGAGCUCACCGAGGCGCUGCCGGAUGUCCCGGCGCAGACAUCGCUCGAGGAGGUCUCGCAGUUCCAACUGCUGAUUGAGGAGACGCACAAGGCGUUCAUCAAAGAACACGCCUACUUUGAGGUCUCAUGGCCAUCGGCGCUCAUUCACCAUGAGUAUUUCGCGGAGAAUGCUCACCAAGAAGAGUCGCUGUGCUACAUGCAGGCGCGACGGGUCAUAGGCGUGCUUCGCCACGCAUUGACAGCUCAGGCCGCUCAACCACAGACCAGUUCAUCGGCCGGCGAGACUCGACAGACAUUCUCACGCUUGCCGGACAUCACACUCCCCAAGUUCACCGGGGAGUAUGCCGCGUGGCCUACUUUUAGAGAUCUCUUUACCAGCCUGAUCAUUUCCAACGAUCAACUCACGAACGUGGAGAGACUUCAUUACCUCCGUUCAUCGGUGGAAGGCGCGCCAGUUCAGCUGAUAGCAGGUUUCUCAAUGGCCGGAGAUUCGCUCACGCCGUCCUGGGAGCUACUCAAGGACAGGUACGAAAACAAGCGCCUGCUCAUUCAUGCCUGCCUUGAUAAAAUUUUCGCCAGCUCAACCCAGGUGCCAAGGAAGGCGGCGUCCUUGGAUCGACUUGUCUCGGGACGAGUCAAAGAGGCGCUCAAGGGACUGGAGGCCCUCGAGGUUACGGACAAGCUCGGGGACUGCGCUGUGGUGUACCACGUCACGCGACUCCUGGACCGCGUGACACGCGAACAGUGGAAGAACGCUGUUGGCGCCACACGUGACUAUCCCACGUUCGAGAGGCUAGAAGAGUUUCUGACGACUCGAAUACGGGCGCUCGAGCGGAUAGAGACUACGACGGCUCAUCCGGGUCCCAGCUCAGCAUCUUCACCGCCGAAGAAGACGGCUGCUCAUCAGUCUACUCAUCAGGGCGACACAUCCUAUCCGUGUGACUGCUGCGGCGCGCAGCAUUUCAUAGUUAUGUGCGGAAAAUUCCGGGAACUCUCAUCAUCAGAGCGGCACACGGUGGCGAUAAAUAAGCGGUUGUGCUUCAAUUGCCUGGGGCGUCAUAGUGUGCGCGCAUGCAAGUCUCAACGAGGCUGUAAGACCUGCUCAGGGCGGCACCAUACAAUGCUGCACGGCACACAGACAACCGCAUCGCCAGCUCAGAAGUCCGCCUUGGCACUGGUCAGCUCAUCGUCAACGCAUCACUCAGCGCGUCUGCUCAUUGACGCAGGAUCCGAACUCACCUUCGUCACGGAGAAUCUCAUUCGGCAGCUCAACAUCCCUCGUCAAUACUCAGGUAUUGUCGUCACUGGAAUUGCAGGCAAGGAGUGUACUCGGACACGAGGAGUCGUGUCACUCACGUUACGCUCGACACAUUCCAACGCAGCUGCCACAAUUCAAGCUCAUGUCCUCCGGACAGUUACAUCAAUCUUACCAUCGUUCGAGGCGGAACCGGAAGAAUGGCCGCAUCUCAGGAACUUGGCAUUAGCCGAUCCUGAUUUUCUCAUCCCGCGGCCAGUUGACAUCCUCAUCGGCGCAGACGCUUACGGGCAGAUCAUCAAGCCCAAUAUCAUUCGGCAUUCUCCACUCAUGCCGAUAGCGCAACUCUUCAUUUUCGGAUGGCUCGUUCUUGGACCAGUCAAUAGAGAAGCAACACGCACAUCAACGCACCAUGCUUCUACUCAAAUCAACGAGGAUGCUCUCAACGAGUUACUGACAAAAUUUUGGGUUCAAGAGGAGGUGCCUACUCACGAUGUCAACCAAUUCACCCCUGACGAGCAGAGGUGCGAAGAGCACUUCAAGGCUACACACUCUCGUGAUUCAUCAGGGAGGUACGUCGUCAGGAUUCCACUCAAAUCACCAGUAGAUCUUCUGGGUGAUUCUUACCACGUUGCCCAUCAGUGCCUCAAGGGAUUACGCAGACGAUUCUCAAGGGAUGUGAAUUAUCAACGGCUCUAUCAACAGUUCAUGAUGGAUUACGAGACACUCAACCACACGACGAAGGCAUCAUCCAUCUCCAGUUGUCGCUCGCACUUCUACCUGUCGCAUCACGGUGUUCUCAAGCCUGACAGUACAACAACAAAGCUGCGGGUCGUAUUUAAUGGCUCCAGCGCAUCCACAUCGGGCUACUCUGCUAACGACCUCAUGUAUACGGGAGCGAAGUUGCAUCUGAAUAUCUCAGAUGUUCUCCUCUGGAUACGAAGACACCGUCACAUUUUCGCUACGGACAUCACCAAAAUGUACAGGCAGAUCAAAAUUCACAAGGAUGACUGGGAGUUGCAACGGAUACUCUGGAUGGACGAUCAACUCAAUGAAGUGCCAUAUCACCUGACAACAGUCACCUACGGGACAAAGGCCGCACCGUUCUUGGCCGUCAGGACGCUGUUACAACUAGCAGAGGACGAAGGACAUAAAUAA